UGUAAAAUGAAUUACUAUUAUCCUGUCUAUUCAAAUCCACAAAAUACAACUAACUUCAUUAAUUGCGUUCUUGAUUUUGAUAGCAAACUCUAUAUUGGAGAUGCUCAAGCAUUUUAAUAUUAUCAGAAUUAUGAUGUUAAAGCCAUAAUAUCUUUCUCUACAGAAUAAAGUAAACAUUCUAUUAACUUAUUUACUAGAUUUUCAAGCUAAUUCAGAUGCUGAUUAAAUGGUUUUACAAGUUAAUGAUCGUCCAUAAUGUGAUAUCUCUGGAUAUUUCGAUAAAACCAAUAAAUUUAUCAAAAAACACAUGAAUGACAAUCACAACGUACUUGUACACUGUGUGGCAGGAAAAUCUAGAUCUGCUACUAUAGUGUUAGCCUAUCUUAUGUAUUCUCAAGAUUGGACCUUACAAGAAGCAUUGAUAUACUUAAAAAGUGUUAGACCAUUAGUAUGUCCAAAUCCUGGAUUCAUACGAUAAUUAUUAAAAUAUGAAGAGAAACUAUUAGGUUAAGUUAAAAGCAAUCUAACUCAUGAUAUUACACCAUAUUACAAUGUCUAGAAGGCAGACACAAUAAUACCAGAAGGACCUGCUAUAGGACGAAACUAUUAAGUUGAUUAGAAUGUGUAUAGUAGAAGAUCCUCAUUUGUUUCUCCACCAUCUUAACUUUUGGGACAUCAGAGGUCAUGCUAGUAAUUCUAAUAUGGAUGGAGAUAUUAUUGAA
Molecule: messenger RNA, 722 nt
Organism: Paramecium pentaurelia
Lineage: Eukaryota; Ciliophora; Oligohymenophorea; Peniculida; Parameciidae
Source: the annotation of a GenBank genome assembly